This is a messenger RNA of Acyrthosiphon pisum (pea aphid), 9945 nucleotides long. RefSeq lists its product as uncharacterized. Bases 6330 to 7550 code for a protein of 406 amino acids. Lineage: Eukaryota; Metazoa; Arthropoda; Insecta; Hemiptera; Aphididae. The transcript has 5 exons. The record is from RefSeq and is a predicted model, not a curated record.
AUUGAAUUCGAUUUGAUGUGAUAAACUGCAAUAAAAACUUUUUUUUCUGAAAGUAUUUUGGUUUCACAAUCAUUUUCCAAUAAUAUAUGUUAACAUCGUCUAUGUGAAAUACGUAUUAAUUGUCUGUAGGUACCUACGCACUUUGGAUGUACCUAUACCGUAUGGAUGUGCGAUUGUGCAGUGAAAUAGAAAAAUAACAAUAUCCGUGACAGUUGGAAAGACAUUCUGUCCCCGACAAUACCAUCUACAAAAACAAAUUUAACGUACUUUUGUGGUAGAAAAAAAAACAUUUUUGUAGUGUCAAUAUUAUUAUGCCCAUUGAACUGUCGUGUAAUAAUAAUUGUGUGUAGGUACCUACAAAUGAUAUUUAUUUUACUAGAUAUCAUCAUUAUCGCGUGUGUGGGGGAUACUAUUUUUACACAAAAUCAUAAUUAUUAUUUUCUUUGGCGGCAACAACCUACUGGUAAAAUGUAAAAAAUGAUUUUAAAAAAAACAUCAUCGUCCACCCCCCCCCCCCACCGUUAAUCAUCGGUACCUAUAAUAUAUCUAAUGUCAGUUAUAAACCGCUUCCGGAUCAGCACGCACACUUCGUUCGAUACAUAUUAACGCAUCACGCCAAUAUAAUAUUAGACAUUUUGUCACGAGCACCACCGGACUAGCCUUAAAAACCCGCAAAACGGAAAUUUUUUUACGACCGCGUCUAAUGCGUCCGAACGAUCUAAUCGCCGAUUCCCGGCGAAAUAUAUUAUUAUACGAGGUAAGUCCCCGAACAACAAUUGAUAUUUGCAUAAUACUUUGUGCAAAUUACAAUGAAUACGUAGUAUAUAUAGUAAGUUGUACAACUGCAACGGCAGCGGCGUCAGUAUAUUAAUGUACCUACCUAUUAUUAUCAUCAUCAUCAUCGCGAUACCAGCUUUAUGCCUUACCGGCUAAAUUAUGUAUAGUGCCGCGAACAAUUAUUAUUAUUAUUAUUAUUGUUGUUGUUGUUGUUUAUUAAACGAGUGGUUAUUGCGAGAUAAAUAAAAAAAAAUUGUUACGUACUUACGUGCGCUUCGACUCGCUGCCCAUAGGUUAGGCAUAUACCUACUUAUACGUAUAAAUGUAUAAUAUUAUUAUGUCUGUACGAUAAAUCGUGCGAUUUGUAAUGAAAGUCGUUCACCGCACACGAAAAACGCGGUAUCAAAACCGAAAUGAUAUAUAUUAAAUUAUAACGUUUCGGCCGCGCGAAUAAUAAUCAUACGAGAUAAUAAUAAUAUUAUUAUUAUAAUACCUAUCGUAUCCGAGAUACACCGUGUUAUUAUAUUAAAAUCGCAUAGACGCGACUAGAGCUGUUGUAUUACUUAGGGUGCUGAAAUUUCACUCAUAAUAAUAUCAUAUUAUGUACAGUACGCAGUCGUACACUACACUGCACACCCGCGGCGGCUACCAAACGCCUUCUUAACACCUACCUACCCAUACAUUAUAUUAUUAUUAUUUAAUACGUCAUCCGUUUUUAACUCGUAAGACACGGCACACAGAUUUCGUGUUUUUUUUCUUUUUUUUUACCGCUCGGGUCAAACGAUAUUAUUAUUAUCAUUUUUUUUUUUUUACACGAGCCAGACAGAUCAUGUCAUUUGGUCGUAUAAUUAUCAUCAUCAUCAUCAUCGCAGCAACACAGCUGUUUUACGUAGACAUGUUUUCGAGAAGGCCCUACAACAUCAACACUAUCUAUAUAGGUAUUAUAAUAUACCUGCACGACGUGGUGUUGCGUCUGCACAAAGUUAAUUUUCUUUUUCUCUAAGCCAUUUCCAUAUUAUGUACCUAUAUAACAUGUGUAUGGUUUCAGAAUCGCCGUUCGAUGUCGUCGUAUGUCGUCGUUCUGGGCUUAGUAUCGACGUUAUCGGUGACGACUACCGUCGGACGACUCGAGCCGAUACGUUUCAGUGGCGGCGGCAAUUUAAGUAGCAUGCAACUAUAUAAUACGACCACAACGACCACGGUCGGCGGCAUAAUCUCAUCGUUCGAAAAUGGUUCGUCGUCGCUGGGCAGAGGGGUGAUGGUAGUGGCGAUCCACUGGUCCGGAAGUGGCAGUGGCGUCGACGAAGAAGUACCGUACGGGUUCUUGCGGACUCUGCAGGCCCGCUACGAGCAACCCGUGUACGCGGUCGAUCUGGACCGUCUGCUGUCCGACGGCCGUCCGCGCGACACUGACGGCGGAGACGGCGCGCUCCCCGAGCCCUGCCGACGUCCCGUCGACCGCGGUCUGGGGUCCCUGUUACCGCUGCGGUCCCGGUACGUGGUCCUGUUCCGCGGUAUCGCGCCGCCGGCCUGGGACCCGGACCCGUUCGUCGAACUGGCCCAACUCAACUACACGUUUUGGGACGUGGACGUGUACUACCUGAUCGUCGUCGACAACGGUUUCGACCCUGCCAUCCGACAGAUGGUGUACGGCUUGUGGCGCGACCUCUCCAUUUACAAGUAGGUGUGCGAUCGCGGUUCGACUGGCAUAUUAUAUUUUUAAUCGAAGCGCAGCGUAGUUAUAACUGCAGCGGUGGCUGCAAGUACGUAUUACAGUUAUAUCGUUGGUUCCCAGCAUUAUUAGUUUCCUGGUUGAUCACAGGGAACAUUCGAAUCGGUUCCGAUGAGCUUUCAUAAUGAUAAUUAUAUACAACCGUGUUAAAUUAACUUUCAAAUUAAUAUGCUAUUAUAUACUCAACCAACAAUUUUCUCCCCGUUUUACACAGACUUGGGACUGUCUAAAAUACCAUGGUAUGAUCAAAAGUGUUUUCAUUGUCAGUUUAUAUACAUUAUAAUAUACGCUACGCGGCUACGGAUUAAUUGUCAACCAUAAUUAUAAUAAAUCAAUAAUAUGGUACCAUAAUAAGUGAGUUUAUUACAAUAAAGAAUAUUAAAAAAAAAAAAAAAAUGUGGUAUGAAUUUACAACAUACCUAGAUUUUUGACGAAUAUUGCAAGUUCAAAAAUUGGUAGUCGUUCAAUUUUUUUAUAUUGUCACCAAUCGACUUUUCCUUUUUUCCAACCUAUUGACUAUCAUAGAUAAUAUAAUAAUAAUAUAAUAUUUUAUAAACGCUCCCGGACAUUGUAUAACCUAAUAAAAUAUCGUAAGAAUACCGAUUUGUACAUAAUAUGGGAACCAAUUCACACAGAGUCGUAUACCUUAUAAUAUUAUGAUAAGUAAUUUUCGUCGGGAACUAAUUUGCACACAUUAUUCGCCUCGGGAACCUGCAAUUCCGUAUUACUCGCAUUAUAUCGUCGUAUAAUAUUAUAAUCAUGUUCGGACGAAUUGAUUAUUAUUUGACCGGCGCGGCGACGCGCCAGAAGUUUGUUAGGUAGGUAGGUAUAUAGUUAUCAGGUAUGUACAUUGUACACGCGCGUAUUACAUAUUAUUAUUAUACUUACCCAUACAAUAUCCCGGGGUGGGUGGACGCACGCGUAUAUUAGUCUCGUCGCCGGGGACUUAAUUGAUGAGUUCAUGGGAGGUUUGUCGAAACGCCAUAAUACGUUAUAUAGUGUACGUAGGUACCUAUAUACCGCCCGACGACGACCGAUGGUGGGCCGGUGCGAACGUAGGUAUAUAAUAUAUACAUUAUGUGUGUAAUAUUAUGGUACAAGUAUACUGCAGCAUAGGCACGAGGGAAAUUAAUGACGCGAACGUAUUACUACUAUUAUAGUAUACCUAUCUGUGUAUAAUGUUAGAUGGUAUUAUUAUGUAUAUAGUAAAAGAGAAAACCGGAAUAUUAAAUAUUAUUAUCGUCGUUUCGGAACGGGCGCGAAACGAGGAUAUGAUUAUUAUAAUGCCCGGCGCGACGACAAACCGAAUACUGCACAGUAAUGAUAAUAUAAAUAUGCCUAGAUAGGGCCGACUUUAGGUUUUUCGUCACCGCCCCGGGCCAACGUUAUUAAAGCCCUUAUUUGCAAAAGUUAAUUUUUAGGGUGGAUCAGCAGGGUUCGUUUGCAAUUUGCCACGCCGCCCAUAAAUUGGUGCCGCCUUAGGCUCAGCUGCCUAUUUUGCUACCGCGUCAGACCUGAACCUAGGUACUAUACACGGUAUUCCACGGCAGUAUUAGAAUUAUUGGUUCCCAUUUAGCCGACGCGGUUCCCAUUUGAAAAAAGGUAUACCUGUUUUAUUAAGGUGAGCCGAAUUGGUUUAAAUGUAUGACGAUCCCACUAUUCCCACUACUGGUCGAGUUGCCUCUAACUUUUUAAUCACGCACAAUAAUUCCUUUUUUGACUUUCGGGCUUAAGACUUUCAACUUAAAAAUAUAAAUAAGGUAUGGUUAAAAAUGUUCCUUAACGAUCGUUAAAGUGGAAUACGUAAACCAGUCAAAAACUUAAAUGGAAUUUGCUACCUCUAACUGUAACGUGCUGUAGCACAUUUUUUUACACCACCUAAUUUAUAUUUUGUAUAAAUAAUGAAAUUAUAAUAUAUGAAUAUUAUAUGGUUUCAUAUUGUGAAAAAUUGCUUGAAAACUCAAACUAUUUGAACCAAACAGAAACGGAAACCAAUAUUCGACUCGUCUUGAUAAAAAAAAUAAAUACCUUUUUCGAACGGGAACCGAUUCAAUACAUGUGGGGUAGGGGCUCGGGAACCAAUUCGGUACCAGCCCGGUAUAAUAUUAUACAGUUAAACCCAAGGCGCAGGAAGCGCAGCCGCAAGAGUAUUAUAUUAUGAAUUAAUAUAAUAUUAUGAAACGAGCUGCACGACAAUAAUAUGCGACGGGUACCUCGGAUGCUUAGGUAGGUGUAUACUGUAUAGAUAGGUUAUAGCUGGUAGGUCGGUAUAUACCCAUGCGCGGCGUUUGUAGGUAUCAUACCUCAUUAUUAUACCUACUUCCUUUUACCCAUCCGGUGAAAACGCCACGACGGAACGCCGUUUUGCGGUAGAUGCGCUAUAAAUUAAAUUCCUUAACGAUGUGGCGUAUAAGACGCUCUCGCGGUAUAUUAUGCGCUCAUGGCACCAGUUCGUGAGUAAUGUGUUCCGCAACGUACACACGUAGGACGUCUAUAACGUGCCUGUUUUUUUCUUCUUUCGUCUUAGCAGUUUAUCCCGCUCGGUCGUACUAUGUCGUCGUCGUCACGUCCAAUGAAAAAUGUAUUGUAACAUAGUUUAUAUAAUAUUUAAAUAAAUGAUAAUUAUAUUUUCGACAUCUGCAAUGCUCAAAUCGUUGGGGGUGCCGUGGAGGUACAGAAUUAAAAAAAAAAUUAUUAUUAUUAUUAUUAUUAUGCGUAUAUCCCUUAUUAUCAUUACGAUAUAAUGAUAUAAUAUUACAAUCGGAAUAAGAUGUUUAAAAUAUAUUCGAGUAAACACAUUUGUUCGACACGUCUUAUGCAUACCCUUUUACCCUUUCCAAUCGUUUGCCACAUCUGCAGGGGAUAUUCUGAAGGGAUAAGAAUUUAGAAUUCGUCGACGUUAUUCUUUUAAUGUCCGAAAACACAAACGUACGUUUUAGUCGUAUGUGCCGUUGAAAUCGUAUUUACGGGUUUUCUGUUUCUAUAUAUAGGUACCUACGACAAAUUAUUAUUUUAUUGUUUGAGUCGAUUCUGUUUGAAAAUAAUAGGGAGGUUGACUGGUUGUCGUCAGAAUAUGUCACAGUAUUAUUCCGAGUCGAGCCAUUGAGCUGGUUAUUGAGUAUAGGAAAUUAUCCAAUAAGGGCAUUGUAUAAUAAUAUAAUGGCAAUCUGACAAAGAAUAAUUUAAGAAAACGACAACUUUAAUAUAUUUUCGUUUUCUAUAUGUCUGUUCUCGUAAAAUAGACUGAAUACUACAUAAUAUAUAUUUCGUCAUGGCAAACUCAGUUGGUUUUACUAAAGGAACUUAUGGAAUUUUUCCGGAUUUGGUUCUUAAAAAUAAAAAUUUCGAUUUUGCGAUUCUUAAAAUGUUAAAAAACAGAACGUUCCGGUUCCCUUGACGGCGAUGUAGUUUCAAUCUCUGAAGCUGACCUAAUCCGACGUGUAGACACCGCUGCGACUUAAAUUUAAUCACAAUAUUAUACAACACUCGGACGUGAAAAUUCGAGAUUCGUGAUCUUUAUAUUUUAUUAAUUUAAUUAAUAUUAUGCGCUAUUUUAUACGCCUGUGACCAUAUAAUAAUAGUAAUAAUAAUAAUACUAUCAUUGAUUGAGCGCAUACCUAAUUAAUCUUCCCUCCCCUCACCCAGGAUAAUCGUGGUGACGCCAACCGUGAUCAAAAUCCUCGAUCCGUUCGUCCGCAACGCGGUCGAGGGCCGGUUCUUGAACGUACCACCGCGGUCGCUGAAACGGGUACCCGGUAUACUCCAUUCGCGGAUCGGUAACCUGCGGCGAUUCCCGCUGCGGUUCGUCAUCAACAAUCGGAUGCCCACGGUGAUCGCGACGACGGGCGGCACGUACGUCGGCCAGGACGGCACGUUCGCCACGGUGCUGGCCGCCAAAAUGAACGCCACGCCGGUUUACAUUUCCGAGCCGUCCGCCAACGGAAAGAUCCAUUACGGGUACAGGCGGAGGGCCGGCCGGGCGUACGGCACGUUCGCCGGUGUGAUCGGCGGCCAGGCCGACGUCUCGGUCAACGGACACUUUCUGAAAGACUACAACUGUUACUUGGCCGAGCUCACCAGACACAUAACCAGCGACAAGGUGUGUUUGCUCGCGCCCAAGGCCGGCGUCAUCCCGCCGAUGAUGACCGUGUUGAUGAGCUUCCAGAGAGAAGUGUGGAUGAUGACUGCCAUCACGUGCGUACUGGUUACCGCCAUAUACUUCGCGGCCGCGGCGUUGGACACUCACAGGCCCGGACCAACGGGAUCCGACUUGGGGCUGGAGAUAUACAGGAUGUUCAUCGGCGCACCGACCAACCGAGUUUUCGCUCUAUCCUGUCGCAGGAUAUUGACUUCGUUCUGUCUGUUUUUUACCCUUGUCAUCUUGAACGCUUUCCAGGGCUCACUGGUGACGUUCUUGAACACUCCGAUGCACUAUCCCGAUGUCAAUACGUUCACCGACCUGAAACAGUCGGACUUGCCGAUUCGGACGUCCAGCAUCAGCUUCAAGGAAAUACUCACCGGAGACCCAAACUUGAAGUCUCUAGCCUACCGAGUCGAGAAGUGGGAAAAAGAAGUAGACAUACAUAAUUCUGACGGCAAGUUCGCCGGGUUCGAGCGCGUUAACGUCUUCAAUUUGGAACAUUUCAAAGAUGUUCUGUUCAUCGCCAACCGGAACAACACUCGCGUACUGCACACAAUGAACGAGUGUCUGAUAUCGUACUUUAUAUCAUACGUAGUUCAUAGGAAUUCGCCGUAUAAAAGAAGAAUAAAUAUCUUGCUGUCGUGGAUCGAUCAGGCUGGACUGGUACUCAAGUGGAACGGUGACGUUUCCAAGUACAUAUUUAAUAAAUACAAGCCAAUCAAUCCCAAAGAUUACGAUACUUCGAAAGUUUUUUCUGUCAGAGAUCUCGAAAUAGCAUUCAUUGUAUUAUCAUUCGGAAUUAUCUUGAGCAUUACUGUAUUUAUCAUUGAAAUGAUGAUUAAGUACAAAGCACAGAAAAUGCACACACCACACCCUCCUCAUUUUCCAUUCUUACAUUAAUACACUGCCAUUAAUCAACGUAUAAUAUUAUGAAUUAAUACUUUCUACUUUAAUACAUAAUAAUAUUUAAAAGUAUUUUUCAUUUCGUUUUAACUAUUAUUGUCGAUAUAAAAAACUAUUACUAUAUAGUACAGUUUAUAGAAGCACUUUUUGAGCUAAAAUUAAUAGAAUAUUUACGCGUACAGAUCAAAAUAUAUGUGUAUUUGAAUAGUCUUCUUAUUUCUAUGGAUUUUUUUUAAUAACAUGUAAUUAAUUCUGAAUAGUUUCUUGAAUAAAUUAAUUAAAAAUUUAAAAAUGUAAAAAAAAAAAUGUAUAUUAAUGUAUACGUGUGUUAAACAUAUGUAUAUUUUAUAAUUUUAUCUAAUAAAAUCUAGUAAAAGUGAAGUUAUUUGGUAUGUUAAAAAAUUAAAAAAAUUAUUUUCCCAUAAUAGUGUUUAAUUAUGUCUAAAAAACAAAACGACAAGAAUGAUUCAAUUCUGGACAAAAAAUAGAAAAUAAACUAAUUUUACGAAUAAAUUUUAAACAAUUACUGUACAAAUUCUGCCUUUCCUUUUUCAUAUAAUCUGCUGGGCAUAUUUUUAAUUGGUCAAGAAAUAUUGCCCGCGGCUCUCAAAUAGUAGUUUGGUAAGAAAUCAAGUGUUUAACGUGAAUGGGUGCAAACAAAAAUCUAAAAAUAAUUGCUUUUGUAGGUUAUAUGAAUGAUGAAACAUACUUAUUUACAUUAUGAUGUGAUUCGUUAGUCUUGUGAUAUUACAUAAUUGUCCCUAUUAUUAAGUAUACAUACAUAAAAAUAGCUUCAAGUUCGAAUCUUGAUGGUCGUUUAGCAAAUAUGUAGGUACAAGUUAGUGCCGUCCGUCAGUACAGCGGUCAAAACAAUGUCUUAAAUUAAUAAUAUUAUAUCAUAAUUUAAUGCUCAUUUAUAUUAUAUUUUAUUGAUUUCAUAAUAAAAACAGUAAACUCAAUACCAUCGCCAUUGAUCAGAUUCAAAUUUCCGAUGAAAACAGUUUGGUUAUUACCUAAUUAUUUUUUUGACGGUUACACCAACAUCGGUAAUAAUAAUUUGUGCGUAUGAUUAUUUUACCAUUGCAAAAACAAAUCAUCGAAAAAUCUAUUUGGAAACGAGAACUGCACCAACGCAUAAUUCAAUGGUCAUUAGUUACUCUUAUUAUUAAUUUAUAUGCGUAGGUAUCUGGUAUACCUAUAUAGGUACGUGUGUAACAUUACCCAAUUAUUAUUUUUUUAAAUUCAAUUUAACAUCGCUUUUAUUUAUUAUACACCAUCGUCUUAGCGCGUAUAUCAAACUUUCAUCGAACAAUAAUUAAAAUUGUCCAUACAAACAAUGCGUUUAACAGAAUAUGUUUACAUUAAUUCCGUAUAUUGUGUACACUGCCUAUAUCAUAUUAUUAUUAAUAUUAUUAUAUUAGCUAUAUAAGGCGCUGUUUAUCCACUGAAUAUAAUAAUAUAAUAUUACUUUGGUGUUUUGUUACUCUCCAAUUUCGUACCGUUGAAAGCCCCCGAGUAAAACGCCUUUCUACGAUAAACACUACAAUAAUACAUAAUGUAAUAAUAUAAUAUGUGUACCUAUAUUAAAUCGGGUCCCGUGCCGUAAUCCAUUAUUUUCAUUUCGAUUCGCGUUUACAAGCGGCGUGGCACAGGUCGCAAACGCGGUCGUCUAUAAAGAUCAUAAAUAAUCAAACUCGUUGGAUUGUCGCGGCGAACAUAUAAUAUUAUUAUAGGUAGGUUAGGUACCUAUACGUACUCAACUCACCACACGUAUUAUAUGCGUAUAAUAUGUGUAUGUGUCUACCUUUAUUCGUAUUGUAUAUAAAUAUGUGUGUGUGAAGAAAAAAAUCUUAACUCGUGGUAGUUACGUCUUUAUCUUUGCCGGUCGAUCGUUGCAAUAAAUUUCCGUGCCGGGCGCGAGCAGCACGCGACGCAGUUUCUCAAAAGCGCACAAGCGUUUUCACGCGCGCCGCGAUAGUAAUAAUAAUAAUAAUAAUUAUAUAGUAAACCUGAUCGUACUUACACGACCGUUCCUUAUCAACAAACCAUGUGCAGAACAAUGCAUGCGCUGCACGAAAAUCCUGCUGCACCCAGAGCAGUAGAUAUUAUAUUGUAGUAAAAUCGAAUAAAAAACGCAUAUUUUGAUGUUAUUAUCGUCUUUGCAAUAAAAUAAUAUUAUAUCAUGUGUCCACAGAAACAGCACUAUAACUACUACUAUAACUCGUAGGUUACUUAUCCCACCCAGAAGUCAAUACGACACAGUGGCGUAGACGUGAUUUCUGAAAGGGGGAUAAAAAAAAGAAAACGACAUUGCUAAAUGUGGAGGGGAAAAUUGGAAAAUUCCCCACCCUCUCAAAACUUUUUACAUAAUUUGAGUUGAUUCAAAAUUAUC